AUGGGUAGAGGAUGGAUUUGGACCCUUCUACAGGUCGUGCUUUGGGGCAUGGGUCGAGUUGUCUCGGAUUCUGUCUACCGAAAUCCUUGUGCAGGUCUGAUGUCAACCGAUCUAAUUGAGGAGGCACUACCGAUGGACGGGCAACUUCCGGUUGGGGUCAAGGUCGUUUAUGAUACCUCAAGUCACGUUCACGCAUUUGAGUUCAACGAAGAUUCAACUGAUGUGCAAUUAAGAUCACAGCCUCUUUUUCACAAAUGUUCCAAAUUCCCAGAAGAAUUUUCAAUAUUUUUUGUUAUAAAACAUAGACGAGUAUAUGGGAAAAAAGAGUGUUUACUUAGAGUGCGAAAUCAAAUCACUUCUAUUCUGUCUAUAAAUUUGACAAAUAAAUAUAUCAUGCUUGUGUAUAAUAGUCGGAGAGUGAAGUUUAGGAACACAGCUUUAUUAGACAAUAAAUGGCAUACAAUAGGAUUGAGUGUAACAGGAAGUGACGUCAUUAUGACGACAGACUGUCGGAACAGGAAAAGGAAGCGCUUAAAGAGAAAGUUUCCUGCAAAUAUUCCUUUUCAAAAUGGGACAUUCCAAAUAGCAAGCUGUCGAGCUGGAAGCGGGGUUGUACGGGGAAUCCUGAAGGAUCUGGUCUGGGUUCCGGGAGCUGAUGCCGUUAGAAGGGCCUGUCCACCACGAAUACCUAAACACACACACAUGGACAACCGACUGCCUUCUCUUCCAGAUUUGUACGGGAUUGCCUCCCCUGGUCCACGCUGGGAGGAUUGCACAUGGAUGGACGUGGGUAACGUGGCAUAUGACCUCCACUCUGAGUCUCUAAAAGUCUGUGUUAACGGCAUCUGGCAACACGUCACAGUCAGCGUACCAGAAAAGAAACCAGAGCCGAAACGCCUGGACUAUUUAGAGUUUUACCAAGAACUACGUACCCCUGGGCCCUCUAUAGACGUGGAGAUAUUCACUAUCCCGGAGGAAGGCAUGUUCGCCGUGUUUGCUUGUUCCGGAAGAAAGCGGCCGGACGUGUCAGCUCUCUACAAAUGGACGGAUAAAUCUUGGACUUUAUACCAAAGAUUGAAAACCAACAUGGCACAGGCUUGGGAGUUCUUCACGGUAGAUGACUCUUUUUUCCUUGCAGUUGCUAACUACGGACAAGAUGAUGGCAUCCUGACAAAUUCUACAAUCUUCAAAUGGCAACGCAGGAAACGGAAGUUCAAAGAGUACCAGCAGCUUCCGACCUAUACCGCGCGUGAUUUUGAAUAUUUCAUGGCGGACGGAACACACUACCUCGCAGUCGCUAAUCACGCUCAAGGGAACAGUCAGAAAACUGAGUCAGUGAUUUAUGUGUGGAACGUGACAACCCAGGUGUUCCAGGAGAGGCAGCGCAUAGACACCGUGGGAGCCUAUGAUUGGACCCACUUCACUGUCGGGGACUACACGUUCCUGGCUCUGGCUCAGGCUUUCGAUGGUCUUACCACCCAGCUGGACUCCAGAAUAUAUAUCCUACAGGGGGAUCAGUUCUUCAUUUUCCAGACGAUGGAGACAAAUGGCGCCACCGACUGGGAGAUGUUUACUAUCAGUGGAAUCAUUUACAUGGCUGUCGCUAAUGCUUACAACUAUGGACCUCAAAACUUCUCUAAGACAAGGACAUACUACACCAACUCCACAAUAUACAAACUCAACACCAACAAACGGGCGUUUGAGAGAUUUCAGAACCUUGAUACGUACAGCGCGGUUGACUGGGAAUUUUUCACUGUUGGAGACGACAAGUUUCUCUUAGUAUCGAAUGCACAAAAUGGCGGCGAGGAGCGGGAGCUACGCAGUGCGAUGUAUCGAUGGCAGGGAUUGGAUGGUUUCGUACCCGUCCACGUCAUGGCAACGCUUCCGAACUCGGACUGGGAAGUUUUUACCGACGAUGGCGACAUCUACUUCAUAUACACCAAUGCAAAGGGACGUAAUUCUCAGAUUUUGAAGGCGAAAUUUGUUUCAUAG
Molecule: messenger RNA, 1992 nt
Organism: Ylistrum balloti
Lineage: Eukaryota; Metazoa; Mollusca; Bivalvia; Pectinida; Pectinidae
Product: thrombospondin-type laminin G domain and EAR repeat-containing protein-like
Exons: 9
Coding region: 1-1992 (663 amino acids)
Biological process (GO): signal transduction
Source: RefSeq, a predicted model, not a curated record